Messenger RNA from Coniosporium apollinis CBS 100218, 1116 nucleotides. RefSeq lists its product as uncharacterized. Bases 1 to 1116 code for a protein of 371 amino acids. Gene Ontology annotation, cellular component: plasma membrane. NCBI's taxonomy places the organism in Eukaryota, Fungi, Ascomycota, Dothideomycetes. The transcript has 3 exons. The record is from RefSeq and is a predicted model, not a curated record. Gene Ontology annotation, biological process: intracellular protein localization.
AUGUCAACACCUUCACCCGUUCCGGACCUCAACAGGGAUCGGCUUCCGACACUGUUCGAGGUCUUGAGCCGUCGCACGACAGCGCCGGUCGACCUCUUUUCAUUCUACAUAUACAUGCGAGAUCAACAGAGAUCCGUUGACUAUCUCGACUUCUGGCUCGAUGUUUCUCAGCACAUGUCGCUAUGUCGACACUACGUGCGCGAACUGCGACGCUCUGUGCUCGUGGAAACACCUGAACUGGAGAAGUCUGCCAGCAAGCGGUCAUCAGGGUUGUUUGACCCUAGCUACGACACCGCAGGACCGUCAAACCCCGAGAAAGCCAUGACCUCCGAGCGCCUCUCAGCUUUCCUACGGUCGGACAGCGGCAGCAAGCACUCGCCAAACAACAGCGGUCAGUCUGAGGGGUCAACGCCUGGCCAAGAGCGACCCCGACCAACCUUCCAUUCAUCCAACAGUGGCACGUCGCCUCAGAACAACUCGGGGAGCUCGCCUGGAAACAACACCUCUGGUAGCUCGCCCGGUCACACAGUGGCGAGGCAAGACAUUCGGGCAUCCGCUGAGAAGAUUUUGUACACGUACCUGCUCCCCGGCGCGGAGCGUGAGAUUAUCCUGCCACAGGGCAUACUCAACGCCAUACAGCAUGCGAUUGAAGAAGAAGGUCGUGAUGACCCUGAAGUGUUUGAUGCGGCAAAGGACUACGUCUUCCAGGCGAUGGAGCGUGACGCUUUCCCUGGCUUCCUCAGGUCGAAGGCGCUGGGCAAUAUUGUGCCUCCUAGCAUGAUGCUGCGCCUGAUCGUUGGACUGCUGAGCCUUUUCGGCGCGUUCUGGGCAGCCUUUGUCCUCAUCUUCUUGAACUACUCGCGGACUACUAGAUGCUGGCUCAUUCUUCCCUUCACCGUCGGCAUUUAUGCGCUCGUGUCUCACCAGUACAUGCUUGACCCUCUUCUCGCUCUGGCCGGCUUCAGCGAGUACACGUUCAUGUCUUAUCAUCGCAUUCAGGAGCCAUUUGUGCGCAAGCUGCUCAACAAACGCUCGCUUAUGGCGCUUACCUGGAUCGUCGGCAUCGAUGCGGUUUUGUGCUGCAUCUUCAUCCUUGUGCCGGGCCAUCGCCUAUGA